This is a messenger RNA of Caenorhabditis remanei, 2511 nucleotides long. RefSeq lists its product as uncharacterized. Bases 1 to 2511 code for a protein of 836 amino acids. NCBI's taxonomy places the organism in Eukaryota, Metazoa, Nematoda, Chromadorea, Rhabditida, Rhabditidae. The transcript has 6 exons. The record is from RefSeq and is a predicted model, not a curated record.
AUGGAUAUUGAUAAUAUUGGGGAUGGUGAUCCUGCUGAAACCAUUCGCAUUCUUCGUCAAAAAUGCGAUCUCCUAAAGCAAGAAACUAGGACAAAGUUGAUUGCGAAAACUGAUGAAUUUCAGAAGGAGAUGAAAACUUUGGAUGAAAAGUUGCAAAAGGCACAGAAUGAGAUAAAGAGACAUUUCGAGAAAACUGAAAUAUUGACUAAACGAAAUGAGGUUUUGGAGCAAGAGAAGAAAACACUGAUUGAACAAUGUGAAAGAACGAAAAGAGCACGGAUCUUCUCAAUGCAGCAAAAGGUAGUGGGAGACGGUCGGAUUAGUGAAAUGAUGGAGACAGUGGAACACCUGAAAGCUGACAACAAAACUAAAGAAUUGUUGAUUCUUAAACAAAAAGAAGAAAUUGUUCUUUUGAAACGAAAACCAAGAGAAGUCAAAUUGAUGGACUACGAUGACUUAAAAAGUAACAGAGCAAGAAGGGAAAGAAUCCAGAAGGCUUUUGACUACGUAAAAAACUUAUCAGGUCUCGGAUCAAAACUGUUCUAUACUGACUUGCUCAAUAAACUAGAGAGAGCUGGAGUUGCUAAACUAAAACUUUCGCCAGAAGAAGGAUUGCAAUUAUACCACUCCGCGAAUCUCACUCGUGGCACCUAUAAAACAACGAAAAGAAUAUUAAAGGAACACAAUCUUUUCGAUCCGUUCCCCCCCGUUCAAUCAAUUGUUGAUAUAGAAGAGAAAUUAGGAUCUAAUGACGUUUUCUCAGUAUACGAGUCGAAAGGAGUGAAAGAUGAGGAGAAGGUGGUGGUUGUAGCUUACCUGAACGACGUGGCAAAGACAGUUUCUUCUAGAAUAGAAGAGCUCAUCAGACAGGAGAAAUUGACUUGUGAUUUUGAUCGGGGAUUGUGGUUGACGAUCAUGGGAGAUAAAGGAGGAAAUGAGAUGAAAAUUUGUCUGGCAAUUGGUAACGUGGAGACACCAAACAGCUGCCACAAUCUCAUUCCGCUAGGCAUCUUCAACGACGAAGAAUCUUCAGAGGCGUUGCUGAAACACAUUCCCACCGUCAUCGACCAGCUCAACAAUCUGAAAGAGUUGAAGAUUAAAGUGAACGAGGCGGAAGUUGUCAUCCCAGUAGAAUUGUUCCUUGGUGGCGACAUGAAAUUUCAGUAUGACAUGUUAGGCCACCAAGGAGCUUCUGCUAUGUCCCCUUGCAUGUAUUGCGUCAACCGUGGCAGAAUCAAAAUUCGAGACUACAAAAGAGGCGAAAUUGUAUCAAUGCGCACGGAGGAGAGUUAUGCAGCAGCAAGCGCACAAGGCAACAAAAAGGUGACAGUGGAAAGUGUAAAGGCGCAAUCUUCGUUCGUGUUCAAAGGCGUUCGUCUUGAGAAUGUUUUGAUUCCAAGUCUCCAUAGUAUUAUGGGAAUUGCCCAGGGUUACGGAUUUGACAAUCUCUUACUUUGGGCAACCGUAUUGGAUUGUGACGAUGAGACAAUCGUACUCAACAAAGCCGACAUCAAGCAAGGACGAGUGCAAAAAUCGAACAUUCUUCAGUUCCAAGAAGUUGUCAGCAACCUUGAUACAGAGCUUCGUUCCAUGGUGGUACUUCAAAACAUUCUCCAAAACUUCCAGAAUUCCACAAUCGACGGUACUGAUGAAAGAGAGGAAUCAGCAUGCUCAUCUGAAAUUUGUUUUAUGAGAGAUAGACUGAUUGAAAAAGCUCCACUUUUUGAUGAUAGACAUGUUAAAUGUGCAAGUUGUGAAGAAACAAUUCACGCGGCUUGCUGUGGAGUGUGGAAUGUGAAAGAAUGGAAACUCACCAACGACAGCACGAUCCCAUUUCAGUGUCUUCUUUGUUCCAAUGUGACAGGAGUAGGAAUCGAUCAGUUGGUUACGAAUGAAGUGGAAUUUCUGAAAAACGAAUUGAAGAUGAAAAUUGACGAGUUGAACAAAGAACAAGUUCGGUUUGAUUCAAUGCAAGAAGCAUUACGAGGCAAGAAAAAGUACCGCCAGGAAUUAGAGAGAAUUUGGAAAAAGUGGGGCGCAGACAUGAGUGUGUGGCGUAAAACUUUUUGUGGAAACCACAUCUACAACAUCUUGAGAGAAGAAGCAAUUGACGAGUAUAUGUCAAUUUUUAAAGAUCAUAAGCACUUCGAAAGCAUGAAAAGAUUCCUCAAAUCUCUAGGAAAACUUCAGAGGCUAUGUGUGCCAAGACUGCUGAGCCCAGCUGAGAUGGACUACAUGGAAAACGCCAUUGACACCAUGUGGGCUAGUCUCAGGGAGUUUGCGGCUGAUGACAAUGUCACGCCCAAACUCCAUGCAGUUCUUGAGCACCUCAUGCCUUUUGUUCGAUCUCACCGUACCUGGGCAAAAACUAGUGAGCAGCCGAUCGAAGCAUUCCACGCCGCAUACAAUACAGCGAAGCUUCGUUAUCGCACGAAUCGAAAUGAAGUCCUGAAGGCUCAACAAUGUUUCAAGAGAUGCUUGAUCAAUAACCAUGUGUUCGACGUGUCUUAA